Ananas comosus (pineapple) is the source of this 2440-nucleotide messenger RNA. Its product is annotated as probable receptor-like protein kinase At1g49730. The transcript has 9 exons. Bases 79 to 2118 code for a protein of 679 amino acids. Gene Ontology annotation, molecular function: protein kinase activity; ATP binding. The record is from RefSeq and is a predicted model, not a curated record. NCBI's taxonomy places the organism in Eukaryota, Viridiplantae, Streptophyta, Magnoliopsida, Poales, Bromeliaceae. Gene Ontology annotation, biological process: protein phosphorylation.
UCCUCACUCUACUCCUCUCCUCUCUCUCUCUCUCUCUCUCUCUCUCUUUCUCUCUCUCUCUCUCUCUCUCUCUAUCUAAUGCCGAGUCUCCUUGUCGGAUUCUUUGCGGCGGCGGUGGCGGCGGCGUUGUUUCUGCAACCUUCGCUUCUUCGGGUGAUCGCGGGAGACUGCCCGCUGGACUUGAACUGGUUGAAUUAUACUUUGAUAGCUUCUUCGUGUUCGGACCAAAAUGAGCGAACCAAGUGUUGCCGUUACAUGAAUGCCCUCGUGGCGGUCUCAGUUGCUCGUUAUGCAAAUACAACCGGCAUGCUCGGUGUUCCACCUGCAUUCUCUGAUACCUGCGUUAGUACUAUCUCGGACACCCUAAUAGCAAAUGGAGUUCCCCAAACCGCCACCUCAUUCUGCGGAUUGGGAGUGAAAAUUCAGGUUUUUUAUCAAUGUGAAGGGAGAAAUACUAUACUGGAAAUGCUCCAGUCUCCCAACUUUGAUGAUGUCACGAGAAGCUGUAAUACACCACUUUCAGUGGAUGGUAAUUGCAAGAUAUGCUUAAACUCUGGACUUUCGUAUCUUCGCCAUCUGAUAGGGGUUCAAGAUAACGUCACGUUGAAUACCUGCCGCAAUGCUGCUUUUGUUGCACUUGCCAAUCAAGGGAAUAACUUAUCAGCUGUUGAAGCUGCCGCCUGUUUCUUUAGUGUACAGGGGCUUAGCAUUCUUCCAGUUAAUUCUUCGGAGCCAUUUUCUCCCUCGUUCGCCCCAGCUACUUCUCCAAGUCCAUUUACUGUGCAAGCUCCCGCACAGCAUCUAAUUGCGGUACCACUCAAGGAUCAACAUAGCCACCAUUUUAUGUUGAUUGCUGGAAUUGGAGUCACGAUUGCUGGGCUUGCAGUUUUAUUGCUGCUAAUUCUAAUUAUACUUAUCCGGAGAAAAGUUAGAGAAUUGAAGGACACCGAGAUCACUCAUUCUGAGCCACGGAAUGGUUUCUCGUCCUUGCAUGUCCAGAAGUGUCAAGAAGGUUCAACUGCUAUUUUUCAGAUAUUUACUUACAAGGAACUGAAGAAGGCAACUGGCAACUUCAGCACAAUCUUGGGAAGAGAUGAAUGUGGCAUCAUGUACAGAGCUCAGUUUAUUGAUGGUUCAGUUGCUGCUGUGAAACAAAUAGACAAUGUAAUGAAACAACGACUGGAGGAGUUUUGCCGCGAAGUAGAGCUACUUAGCAGGCUGCAUCAUCGUCAUCUUGUUGCAUUAAAAGGCUUUUGUUCCACAAAAAGUGAGAGGUUCUUGGUAUAUGAAUACAUGGAGAAUGGAAGCCUAAAAGAUCAUCUUCAUUCAUCAGAGAGACCACCAUUGGCAUGGCAAACCAGAAUCAGAAUCGCCAUUGAUGUGGCCAAUGCUCUGGAGUACCUUCAUUUCUAUUGCGACCCCCCUCUUUUCCACGGUGAUAUAACUUCGAGUAAUAUCCUUUUGGACAGGAAUUUCCUCGCGAAGGUUGCUGAUUUUGGUCUUGUACAUUAUUCACGAAAUGGCAAUACCGGCUUUCUACCUGUGAACACAAAGAUCCGAGGAGCUCCAGGUGUUGUGGAUUCCGAAUAUGCGGUGACUCAGGAAAUGACUUCCAAAAUCGAUGUGUACAACUACGGUAUAAUGUUAUUAGAACUUGUGACCGGGAAACCCGCUAUGUAUGAUAAGGAAAAUCCGGUUGACUGGUCUCAGAAAUUCACAUCAACUGAAUACUAUUCGCUACAGAAAUUGGUCGACCCAACAAUUUCCGAUUCAAUCGAUUUGGACGAGCUCGAAAUGGUGGUCGAGCUCAUAGAUCUGUGCACUCAAAAGGAAUCUAGAGAACGGCCAUCAAUGAAGCAAGUACUGAGGAUCCUCUACGAGAGGUUCGACCCUGCGCAUAGGGAGUUUGUGAAGAUCAUCGAGGAAGAGGAAGAUUAUUGUAAUGGAGAGAGGAAAGUUAGAGGAAAAGAACAACAGUUCGGAGAACUGAUUCCUUUUAGCAGCGAUGCGAGGGGCCUUCUUCAAUCCUCUUCUAGCACGUCAAGAUCAUAUUGUAGUCGGAGCGUGUUGCUCGAGAACAAUUCGCCGGAAUCUCCCCACGGUACUUUUUCUGCUUGAGCCCCUUGAUCUUGGUCUUAGAUAGAUGGAUUUAUUUGCGUGUGAUUUCUAGGAUUUUUGUCUAACUUAGCCCUUAGUUGUUGGUUUUAGGAUUUUUUAGGAUUUGAAUGUAAAUGAAAAGCUCUUUAUUUUUCUUCUCAUUUGGUUCUCUUUCUCCUCUUUUAGAAGCCUUGAGAAGUUGCAGCUGCAACUGGUCUUAUGAAUCUCAACAGGAAAUUUAGUCGAUGCAUUUAUUCAUUCAACAUCUUAUGUAUGAUUUUAGGCUCGCGAAAAAUUGACAGGAUAGAUACAUUGAAUUUAAUCAAGUAUACUUUGUGAAUAA